AUGUGGCGGCUUCUCGUGAUCGUUGCAGCAGCGGCAGCUGAUGAGGUAAGUGUGGCCUUGGAAGCCUCCGAUGACUGUCAAGACGGGACAUCCAGCUGUGCGUUGAAUGCCUUGCAAUUGAGCAAGCGCAACCAUAGCUUUAACGACACGGACGACGACCUGUCCGACCCUCUUGACCCUUCCGACCUGCCUCCGCCGGAGCUGAAAAAGAAGACACGCGGUCGUGGCUGGUGGCCCGGCGGCGACAAACUCUGGGGAUCCGGCAAGGGCCUGGAGGACAUAAAUGAAGACAACAUCGGUUACUACAAUGCAGGAAUGCGGGCUGCUAGAGCUCGCUGUGGUGGUCCAGAUUGCGCUUUGAUCGUCAAUCCUAUGCACCAUCGGACUGUGGAGCAGUUCCACAUCCACUUCGCACAUUACCAGGGCAAGUACGGUGCAGACUUGAAGAGCAAGCUGGAAAAGAUGCUUUGCAAUGGAAAGACAAAGUCGGCUUGGAUCCAUGGGGGCCUUCCCUGUCAUGGCACCGCCUCUUACGCAGAAGGCUUUCCAGACGUCUUCAGCCUCGCAAUGGAGAAGGGGAGCAUCGACCACGCAAGUGUAAUUGCUUGGCCCUCUUCAUGUGGUGGCAAGGGCACCAUCAUCGAGCUGGCCUUCCACUGCAGCAUCGAGCAUCAGAUCCGCGGUGAUUUCGAUGCUCGUUUUCGUUGUGGCUAUACCAAGAAGCAGCUGCCCUUGGAGGUCAAGAAGGCCUUGUACCCAGACUUCAUUGCAAGCUCACCUCGUGGCUUGGUCCCAUCAGUGGCAGAUUCGAAUGGCGACAAAGUCUGGGAAUCUCUACAUGUGGUCCAGUACAUUGACGAACGCUUCGAUCAUCCUCCAUAUUUCUUGCCUCGCAAUGACCCAGUGAAGCGUGCGCACGUACGGAUUUGGUCUGACUUUGUGACAGAGAAAAUGCAAAAGAAUUUCUAUGUGCUUCUCAUGGAUCAAGAUCCUGCAGCCCAAGCAAAGGCAAAGGAGACAUUCUUCCAGGAGUGUCGAACCUUUGCGAAGGCAAUGAGUAAGGAUGGUCCCUACUUCUUGGGAAAGGAGAUCUCCAUGGUGGACAUCGCAUUAUUCCCCUUCUGGCAGCGAUUUCUUUGGGUCGGAGGUCACUACCGAGGUCUUGAGAUGCCAAAGGAUGCCGACUUCCAGCGCUUGCAGCGCUGGUGGGAAGCCACCAGUGAACGCCCUGCCUUUAAAGCCACACUUGUUUGUCAAGAUCGUCUUAUUUCCUCAUAUGGUCAAUAUAGCCGAAACGAGGGAACCUCGGAUUAUGCAAAAUCGAUGCAAAAUUCUUUGAAGGCAAAAUCCAAAUAA
Molecule: messenger RNA, 1356 nt
Organism: Cladocopium goreaui
Lineage: Eukaryota; Dinophyceae; Suessiales; Symbiodiniaceae
Source: the annotation of a GenBank genome assembly